Messenger RNA from Cladophialophora carrionii CBS 160.54, 498 nucleotides. RefSeq lists its product as uncharacterized. The transcript has 2 exons. Gene Ontology annotation, biological process: protein transport; clathrin-dependent endocytosis. Gene Ontology annotation, cellular component: intracellular membrane-bounded organelle; AP-2 adaptor complex. Gene Ontology annotation, molecular function: clathrin-cargo adaptor activity. Bases 1 to 498 code for a protein of 165 amino acids. The record is from RefSeq and is a predicted model, not a curated record. NCBI's taxonomy places the organism in Eukaryota, Fungi, Ascomycota, Eurotiomycetes, Chaetothyriales, Herpotrichiellaceae.
AUGGUCCUUUCAUUCAUUCUCGUCCAGAACCGGCAAGGAAAGACCAGGUUGGCCAAGUGGUACGCGCCGUAUACCGACGAAGAAAAGGUCAAGCUGAAGGGCGAGGUGCAUCGGCUCAUCGCGCCUCGCGACCAGAAAUACCAAUCCAACUUUGUCGAGUUUCGGUCCGCGCCCUCUUCGUCGGCCUCGACGUCUCACUCUCAACCCCUCGUCCGCCAGAACCUGUCGUCGACCAAGAUCGUCUAUCGGAGGUACGCGGGGCUGUUCUUCUGCGUCUGUGUCGAUGCCAAUGACAACGAACUUGCCUACCUGGAGGCGAUCCACUUCUUCGUCGAAGUGCUCGAUCAAUUCUUCGGCAACGUCUGCGAGUUGGACCUCGUCUUCAACUUCUACAAGGUCUACGCCAUCCUCGAUGAGGUCUUCUUGGCCGGAGAGAUUGAAGAGACGAGCAAACAAGUCGUCUUGACGAGACUGGAGCAUCUGGAUAAACUAGAGUGA